Messenger RNA from Paracoccidioides brasiliensis Pb18, 1308 nucleotides. RefSeq lists its product as uncharacterized. Bases 1 to 1308 code for a protein of 435 amino acids. The record is from RefSeq and is a predicted model, not a curated record. The transcript has a single exon.
AUGGCAACAUCCAUGCCAGAGCAUUUCCAAACACCAACCCCCUGCCAGUUCAGCGGUGAGGCAUGCUCCACUGAGUCAAACCACUAUCGUAAAGUGAUUUCACAUAUUUUCGGGAGAAACAAGAAAUGUACAGUUGGUAUUCCGCACUAUGUAUGGAUAUACUACUGCCGGAAGCACUACCAACGUGCGCGCUACCGGACCGCAGAGUGGCCUUUCCGCCAGUGCGACCUGACCGUCGACACCAUCCAGAACAUGCGGGAGUGGGGUGGCGUGGAGAGCUUCAAUAUACAGCUCCGUCGACGAGAAACCCAACGCACGGGUCUGCAGGCCAACCUGAAUGCUGUUGGUGACCAAGUUCAGGAGAAGCAGGACGAGGACGACGACGACGACGACGAUGAUGAUGAUGACGACCAAGAUCAAGUCGAUCAGGGCAAAGACGAGGGCAUGCCGGACAUCAAGACAGAAGAGCAAGAGGCUGUUCAUACAUCUCCGAUCACGAGGCACGGGGGUUUUACCCCAAUCAACACCCCACAGGCCAGCCCUCCUGUGAAGAGGGAUUCGGAUACUGAAGACUACAAUGAGGAGGAGGAACUCCAAGCCACAGCGCAGACCGCUCGAACAGCACUACUCGCGAAAAAGAAACGCAGUCCAACUAUCAUCGCGCGCCCGGUCCCCGACUGGCUCGUCUGUCACGUCGGCAAGAACAAGACCUUCGACGAGAUCCUCGCCGUCCUACGCGACCUCCGCACCCACCUAACCCAAGUGGCCCAGCGAGACCAAAUCCCUCACUUUCCAGAUAUCGAAAUCCUGCCAAACCUACAUCCCCGUGCCGCCGCAACCCGUCGCCCCGUCCGUCGUGGUUCUCGUCCCACUAUUCGUCCCCGUCGUGACUCAGUUGAUGCCCCUGGAGCUGCUGUUAUCGCUGCCACUACAGCUUCUAUCUCCACCGAUCCAGACCCCGGCCCAUGUAUUUCCACUCGCACCAAACGCAGUGCUCCCCGUCUCACCCUUCAACCCCUCACUGCUCUCAGAGAAACAGCCAUCGCUCAGAAGACGCCUACAAUCGAAGCUCUCCCUAAGAUACACCACCGUGCAACUCGACCCAGCGUCCGACUACCCUCUGGACCCAGUGGUGUCCACGCCAGCACGGAAGUUGGCUGUGAUCAUGGUGACGACGAUGCAAGCAAUGAUUCCGUCAACUUCGCUAUUCGUCGCGCGGCUCGUGGAACCAAGAUGGCCGGCAAUCGGGGUCGGCGGUCCGUGAGGGUUUCUGAUCACGGUGCGGUGAAGAAGGUGGAGAAGGGAUAA